Molecule: messenger RNA, 1074 nt
Organism: Tachysurus vachellii
Lineage: Eukaryota; Metazoa; Chordata; Actinopteri; Siluriformes; Bagridae
Product: proproteinase E-like
Exons: 8
Coding region: 84-980 (298 amino acids)
Biological process (GO): proteolysis
Molecular function (GO): serine-type endopeptidase activity
Source: RefSeq, a predicted model, not a curated record
AUCUACAUAGAAAACUUUACGCACAAAACAUACUGGCCAACUGACGACAUUUGGACUAGGUGAAGCAUUGUGUAGACUUGUGUAUGAACUACUCCUUUAAUGCGUGGAGGUCAGUGGCAGCUAUAAAAACUCAAGGCCCGGGUGUCCACUCUGAUACACAAAUACACAGCAUGCUAACACAACUAGCAUUCUUCCUGCUCAUAGCAGAUUAUGCCUAUGGAUGUGGCACUCCUGAGAUUGAGCCGCUCCCUGGCAGAGUAGUAAACGGAGAAGAAGCCAGGCCCCACAGCUGGCCCUGGCAGAUCUCACUCCAGUAUAAACACGGCAGUCGUUGGUAUCAUACCUGUGGUGGGACUCUAAUCGCUCCACGCUGGGUUCUGACAGCUGGACACUGCAUUUUCUCAGGUGAUAUUUAUCGCAUCGUCCUGGGAAAGCAUGACCUCAGCGUGCAGGAGGACACGGAGCAGAUCAGAGACAUCCUCCGCAUUGUCGUCCAUCCUAAAUGGAGCAUUGAGUGUGUGGCAUGCGGUAAUGACAUUGCUCUGUUGAAGCUGGAUAAAGCUGCAGUUCUCAGUGCGAGUGUUCAGAUGGCCUGCGUUCCUCAUGCUGAAGAAAUCCUGCCUCAUGACACACCCUGCUAUGUCUCUGGCUGGGGUGACCUAUACACACAUGGCCCCAUACCAGAUAAGCUGCAGCAGGCCAUGUUGCCGGUGGUGGAGUACAGUGUGUGCAGCCAGAGCGACUGGUGGGGUAAAAAUGUGAAGCCCACCAUGGUGUGUGCAGGAGGAGACUUUCGUUCGAGCUGCCACGGAGACUCUGGAGGUCCUCUGAACUGUAAGGGGAAAGAUGGUAAAUGGUUUGUUCAGGGCGUCACCAGUUUUGUGUCAUCUACCAACUGUAACGAACUGAAGAAACCUACAGUGUUCACACGCACCUCUGCCUUUAAUAACUGGUUGGAUGAGGUCAUGCUUAAGUACUGAGAAUGUCUCAUGGAUCAGUGGAGGACUGUGGAGAAUAUCGAACCCAUUCAGUAUGUGCACUAACCCCUUAAUAAAGCUGUUAUUCCGUGCUGCA